Messenger RNA from Cladocopium goreaui, 1629 nucleotides. NCBI's taxonomy places the organism in Eukaryota, Dinophyceae, Suessiales, Symbiodiniaceae. The record is from the annotation of a GenBank genome assembly.
AUGACACCUGUGCCAGCAAAGCCUGAACGACCCUCGCCCGCUCCAAGCCCCAGUGUGAACAAGAAAGCCAAAUGCUCAGCGCCCCGGGUGCCUGAUAGCAUGGUGCCGCCACCUGAGGCUCCCUUAAAGAAAACAAAAACUGAAAAGGCAUGUGCAGUGAAGGGAACAGGCAGACCUCCUGCCACCCCAUUGGCCAAUCCAUUGGCAGCCCCGCCGCCUGUGGCAGCCCAUGCCGCCAUGGUCUUGCGACCCCCACCGCCCAAAGCAUCACCACCAGCUUGUCCCGAGACCGAACCAUCGCCAGGAACACCAGCUUACGUGAAUGUCCAUGGAGUCCCAGUGCCCAUGUCCAAAGCAGGGGUGAAAAUGGAGGUCAGACCAACACAAAACACAGCAGCAGCAGCUCUGAGAAAGCAGAAAGCACGGCCAAGCAUGAAGGUAGAGCAACGUGAAGAUACUCUGCCACCCAGUGCCAGCCUGGCCCUUGACACUUCAGCCAAAGCCUCACGUCCCACAUCACCCAUAUCACCCACAAGCACAGAGUCAACCGCUCCAUCCCCAUCCUCAGCCAAAGCCUCACCCACCUCAGCCAAAGCCAUUUCACCUUCCAGCACCACGGCAGCAUUGGCAAAGGCCAACACCCCAAGCCCUGAUGAUCACAGCACUGCCCCUACGCCAGCAACGUGCCCGGCUCCAACCCCAACACCUGAUGAUGGGAAGACAACCGAAACCGAUAUUCAGCGAGAAGAGAGGGUUCGAGCAUGGGUCUGUAAAAUGGAUGAUGUGGAGAUCACUCGUUCCAUUCAAAAAGCAGAAAGACAUAGCCUGUUUCCACAGUUCGAGCUUUGGAGACGGGAUGAGAUCUUUGGUGUCGGUGGUGAUGAGGAUAUCCCCAGAUUUGGGGCUGAUGAUGAAGAGGAAGAGCUUGUGUCUUGGCUCAUGUGGCUAGAAGACCCUUCGAGGCCGUGUGUUGAGAACGCACUCCCAGACCCCAAUCCUGAGGAGACAGCAUUAGUUGCAGUUGCAAAGAAGCCCAAACAAGUGACAUUUACACAGAAUGUCACUGUACACAGCCUGCCUGACACCGCAGCACCUGCCAAAGCAACCACUUCGAUACUCAAGCCUGCAGCAAAAAUGCCAGUGCUGAAGCCUUUGACUUUGGCCCCUGCACCGCCUAUGAAAGCAUCAGCAGCAGCACCACCACAAGCAGCACCAGCAGCCAUGCCCUUGCCUCCAGCCCCUGCCAGAGCAACACCAGCAACGGCAACCACAUUGCCUGUGCCUCCGCCUGCCAAACAUGCAGCAGCCCCACAUGUGCCAGCAGCUGUGCCGCCUCGGUCAUUGGCCUUACCGCCACCAGCAAGUGCAAGCCCAAAGCCAGCAGCUAGCCCCCUUCCAGCAGCACCAGCCAGCAAUGGCAUGAUCCCAGCUUCGCAGCUAGCCAGCCAGAUCCACAUUUCAGCCCCCGUUGGUGCAGAAGUCACAUUUGAAGGCUACAAAGAGCGACAGGCUCACUAUGCUCAAAUGAAGAGGCCUGUAACGGGUGGACCUCAUGCAUUUAAUAUUAAUAUACCUAGGACCGAAUCAUUUCACAGGUGUAGGGGGGUAUUACAAUCAUACUGUCUGUGA